AUAUCAGGAAAGAGGCCACAAAAAUCCCAAAGUUGCAAUCAUCUAAAGGACUGAAAUCUAGAAUGCAAAUGGCUGUAAAAAACUUCAUGGUUGCCAUUUUAGUAUGUUCUUUCACACUAGCUCAAAGUAAAGAAUGUCUUCAAAGUCAGAUUACUUUUGAAAAUAUUAAAAGAAGUGAUCUGAAAGAACAAUACGAGGAUGGGGAAAUAGUCAAACUGGCCUGCAGUACUGGCUAUAUUGGUUCUUUUAAAAUGAUUUGCAAAAAUGGCAGUUGGCAAGUUAGCACUAGACGAGAGUGCAGAAAAAGACCAUGUGGACACCCAGGAGAUGCACCAAAUGCAGACUUCAAACUUAUAGGGGACAAAGAGUUUGUGUUUGGAGCUACAGUGGAAUAUACUUGUAGGAAAGGGUACAUAAUGGCCAGCCGUGAAAACCGUCGAAACUGUCGUGCACAAGGAUGGGAUAAUUCUGUCCCUGUCUGUGAAGUGGUGAAAUGCCCCACAAUUAGAACCUCCGAAGGUAUCAUUGCAACAGGCAGCAUUGAAGAAGCAAGCUUUGAUGAUGUUAUUCACUUUGAAUGUACAUCUCCUCGCAAGAUGUUGGAUGGAGCAGAAAGCAUACACUGUACAAAGGAUGGGACGUGGAGUGUAUCUGUUCCAAACUGUAUAGACAUAAAAUGUCUCCCACCUCAAAUACUAUUUGGGACCAUUAUUGAACCACAGGAAGAGUAUCAAGAGAAUGAACUGAUAAAAUACGCAUGUGAUAAAGGAUACAAGGCCACACCUGGAACCCCUAAAUGCACUAAACAUGGCUGGAGUAUAAAGCCAGAAUGUGAAGAAGUUACCUGCGUGCUUGAGUUUGGCAUACCUGGAGUACAUAGUACAUCUCCAAGUGGAAAAAAUAUAUUUAAGCCUGAAGAAAGCUUAACACUUACUUGCAGAAAAGACCACUGGAUAUUUGGAACAAGACUAAACUCACAAAAAAUUAAAUGCAAAGACAAUGGUGAAUGGGAAAGGUCACCGAUAUGUAAUGAAAUUACCUGUAAUGUUCCCCAUAAUGAGAAUUUGGCUUUCAACUACUUUUCUGGUGAUAAAAAACUGGGGGACAGAAUGUUUUAUGAGUGUAAUUACAAUUAUCGAAAAACAGCUUCAUACGCUACAUGUACAAUCGACGGCUGGAGCCCAAAAACACUGUGUACAAAGAUGACUUGUCCUGAACCAGAGAUUGCACAUGCAGAGAUACUGAGACCUAAAGAUACUUAUACAAUAGAUGACAGAAUUACGAUACAGUGUUUUCCUGGAUAUGAACCAGUUAGUUCUUUUGUCAUCACUUGUAAAAGGCAGCAGAAAUGGGAAAAUAUGAAACGCUGUACUCUUGCAAAAGGAGCAUGUGGUAAGCUCACUUUGACCAAUGGAUUCAUACAGUAUUCCAAAGACCAUGAUGGAGCCCAACGUGCUUCCUAUUCAUGUGACACUGGUUACAAAGCAUUUGAUGAAAAGUGGUGGGGAGUAGUAACCUGCCAACAGGGGGUUUGGAGUCAUCAGCCACAGUGUAUACGAAAGAAUGAGUGUGGUUCUCUUCCCAAUGUUAAGCAUGGAAAACAAAUUCAAAUAAACGAAGCUCAUCAAGGUGGCCAACGGUUAAAAAUCGAAUGUGAUUUUGGCUACAAAUCCAGACCGUCUUCCAUCAGAUGUUUGAAUGGCCAGUGGGAGACAUCAGUCUGUGAACGGCGCAGAUGUAAUACUCCCCCUGAAGUAGAAAAUGCAGUUAUCACCUCUUACAGUACAGACCAGGAAUUGGAGCAAUUAGUGACAUUUAAAUGUAAAGAAGGUCUUGAACUGCACGGGCAUGACACAAUUUCCUGUAUUAACUCAAAAUGGGAGCAAACACCAACAUGUAAACCAUUUCAAUGCCCAAAUCCCGACCAGAAAAUAGAGAAUGGUGUUUUGAUGACAAGUGACCAUGACAACAAGGGAUAUUGGGAAGGAGACAAAGUAGAAUACAAAUGUAAUUACGGUUUUCGGUUUCCUGGAGAGAAUAUAGCUAACUGUACACAGAGAGAAUGGAGUUACCCAAAGUGUGAAACAUCACCAACCAUUAGUCUUGACCAAGACACUGAAAUUCCAUUGAAUGAGACAAACCAACAUGGUGAUAAAUUGUUGGGUCAAGAAAACAGCACAGUCGCAUGUAAUGGACAAAACCAGACAGACUCAGGCUGUGAAGAACAAACACCUGGUUGCGGACAACAUCCAUCCAUCCUAUCUGAGAACAUAAAGCAGCACUAUGAGGAGGGUGAUACUGUUAAUUAUACCUGUCCAGAACUGCACACAAAGCCUCCUAAUUCUUUGCUGACCUGCACCCAAGGACAAUGGACAGGAGAAGAAUGUUUGAAACUCCACAAUAUAACUGAAAGAAAUGAAUCAAGGUCAAUUAAUGAUAAAGUCUCAAAAAAUAACAAGAAUGUUGCUGCACAUGAAGAGCAAAUUGCACAUGAAGAGAAAAUUGUGUAAAGUGUGGUGGUGGAGGUUUACCUUUAUAAGUAUGGUGGUAAAGUAGUUUUAACAUGAUUCUGUUUGAAGAGGGUGAUUUAAUAUGAUUCUGUCUGAAUGUUUUGUUGUUGUUUUUUGUAGUGGCUGAUUCAGAAAUACUGCUCUGGUUCAGGCUUUGCAUGUAUAUUUCAACAUCAUCAGUGAAGGGAUUUAUAAAUGUGUAUUAGAACUAAUAGUAAGAUGAUGUAAAUAAGAAGUUGACCUAAAAUGAUCAUCAAGGCCAUAUUAAUCCAAUGGACUUUAGGGGCUGCAGCCCAUGGCCAUUGCCACCAGAGGGCGCCUUGAGCAAGUCUGAAAGUCAUAGUGGUAAAACAAAAUUGCAAAAGUAGCCUAACUAGGAAAGUAUGCUUGACUGAGAUUUCUCCUUCUCCUUUUACAUCCUUCUAUAUUAGUUUUCUUUUGCUUUGCAUCACUUUUAUCCAGUUGCCUAUAGCUAGCAUUAAUCUUAGCGAUUACUUAUUAGACUGAAUUAAACAGAAAAUACAAACAUGUCAAAAGCAACAGCUCAAGUUUAAAAAGCAGACACAAAUCAAAGAACUCCUGAAAAUAAAAGCAAUUGGGUCUUGGGACUUAGAACAUUUGGCUCAACCUGAGAAUGUAUGACCCUAACUGUUGUCAGUCUUUCUGUAACUUAAAAAUAUAUAAUUUUUAGUUUUGUUACAAAAGAUUUAUGUCUGUAGGUUGUAUUUUUGUGGUUUUUGUGGAUACAUUAAAUUCAAUGUGUUGGAUUAGGGAUGCUUGGACAAUAUGACUAAGGAACAGAACUGAAAAACACAAUGAUGUCAGAAUAAAUACAAAUAAUGCUGUCCUUGUCAACACCUCUGAAUUAAAUUAAAUGAACUAAAACAAUUGAU
Messenger RNA from Electrophorus electricus (electric eel), 3403 nucleotides. RefSeq names its product complement factor H-like. The record is from RefSeq and is a predicted model, not a curated record. NCBI's taxonomy places the organism in Eukaryota, Metazoa, Chordata, Actinopteri, Gymnotiformes, Gymnotidae.